ACUAUCUAUAACCGGGAGCAAUUUCCAUACAGCAUUGCCUCCUGAUCCCCGCCACAUGCUUACAGAAUAAUCCAUCGUGGUGUUUCGUAUGGCGAUGGCGCGGUCUCGGCGAACAGAUCGUGAGUUGAGCGUGGAUUAUCACGGCAAACACGUUGUACCGUCAGUGUCGCAAGAACUUUCGUGCCGCGCGGAAGUUAUUGGCCGGAAGAACUCAGAGAUACCACACCGUGAACAGUUCGUUCGCGAAGUCACCGUGAAAAUUGUAAUUCAAGAAACGAUCAGGUAGAUAACAUGACUACGGUGCAGCCGGUACAAUCGAAUGGAGUGAUAAAGGGUUUUGCUGCAAACGACAAGGAAAAGGAUUUUUAUUAUGCGAAGUGCAACGAGACCGGUCUUGAUGGACCUGAUCAAGUCUUGCCCGCGCACUCGGCAGUCACAACGCAACCGAAUGGACGGGUGCAAAUCAAAAUAAAUAAAGAAGGUAUAGGUUCCACGCCGCCUAUAUCGGUGCCUGGAUUAUUAACAAAAACAGCUAACACUUAUCCCGAUCAGAUCGCAUUCGUAACGAGACCUGACGCUGACGGCGAGAGGAAGACGUACACUUUCAAAGAAUACGAGACUCAAGUGAGGAUCGUUGCUAAGGCUUUCUUGAAACUGGGUUUAGAACGGCAUCAUAGUGUUUGUAUUCUGGGAUUCAACAGUCCGGAAUGGCUUAUUUCAGACCUUGCCGCUAUAUAUGCAGGAGGAUUGGCCGCGGGAAUAUACACAACAAACACUCCAGAAGCAUGUCAAUACUGCGCUGAAAGCAGUCGAGCAAAUAUAAUAGUGGUGGAAGAUAAAAAACAGUUGGAGAAAAUAUUACAAAUAAGGAAGAAUCUUUCUCACUUGAAAGCAAUUAUCAUGUAUGACGGAGAAUCGGAAGAAAAAGAUGUUUUGAGUUGGAAAGAUGUGUUAAAAAUAGGGGAGAAGGAACCUGAUGAUAAAUUGAAUGCAGUUCUAAGGACAAUCGGUGUGAAUGAAUGCUGUACUUUGGUUUAUACGUCAGGUACAGUUGGGCACCCAAAGGCUGUGAUGUUAAGUCAUGAUAAUCUUGUACAUGACGCAAAAAAUAUUGUUCACAGUUAUGAACUGGUGGCCACAGAAGAAGUUCUAGUUAGCUAUUUACCAUUAUCUCAUGUUGCAGCACAGAUAGUUGACAUAUAUUGCUGUAUGACUGUAGCAGCGACAGUAUAUUUUGCAGAUAAAAACGCAUUAAAGGGUAGUUUGAUCGAAACUCUACUUGUAGCACGACCUACCGUUUUCAUAGGCGUACCUAGAGUAUGGGAAAAGAUUUUUGAAAAGAUGCAAACAAUUGCACGUAAUAAUGGUCCGAUAAAAAAUUGGAUUUCUUCUUGGGCAAAGGCACAGGGACUUUAUUACUAUAUGAACAAAAUAAACGGCAAUGACUAUAAGCAUUGGGGCUACGUAUUUGCUAAAUGGUUAAUAUUUAACAAAGUGAAAACAGCACUUGGUUUAGAUAGAUGUAAAGUAUGCAUUACUGCUGCUGCACCCUUGAGUGAAGAAAUUAAACAGUACUUUUUAAGCUUAGAUAUUCUUAUAUUAGAAGCAUAUGGAAUGUCUGAAAGCAGUGGUGCACACACUUUAGGUACAAACACACAUUAUAGACUAGGUUCUGUUGGACGGGGAUUACCUUCAUUUUCUACGAAAGUAGAUAAUCCAGAUGCUUCUAAUGAAGGAGAAAUGUGUAUGGGUGGUAGACAUAUAUUUAUGGGAUACUUAAAUGACCCUGAAAAAACUGCAGAAGCUAUAGAUCCAGAUGGAUGGUUGCGUACUGGUGACGCGGGCAAGGUGGACUCAGAUGGAUAUUUGUUUAUCACAGGGAGACUUAAAGAAUUGAUUAUCACUGCUGGUGGAGAGAAUGUACCGCCAGUCCAUAUAGAACAAUUAGUAUUAGCUGAAUUACCCGUAUUAAGCAAUGCUCUCUUAAUUGGAGACAAAAGAAAGUACCUCACUAUAUUGGUAACUCUAAAGACUGAGAUGAACAAUAAAACAGGUGCACCAGAAGAUACGUUUACUCCAGAAGCUUCGCAAUGGUUGCAAUCUAUUGGAAGCAAGGCAACAACAGUUUCAGAAGUCAUAAGAACGCAUGACCCACUUGUAUAUGAUGAAAUUGAUAAGGCAAUUAAAAGAGCAAACGCAAAAGUUGUAAGUAAUGCACAGAAAGUUCAGAAAUUCAAACUUCUGCCACAUGAUUUCUCAGUACCAACCGGGGAAUUAGGCCCAACACUUAAAGUAAAGCGGAAUGUUGUCCACAAAAUGUAUGAAGACCUGAUAGAAGAUAUGUACAAGUAAAUAUGUUACAUCAAACUGUGCAAAAUGUAUCCUAAAAAAAGUUCCAAUACUAUCAAAAAGUACAUAUUGAAGCAACUGCCAAUCAGCCUAUAUAAAACGCUUUAAUAUUUAAAAUAAUUGUGAUAUUAUACAAGUAAAAAAAAACAAGUAAUGU
This is a messenger RNA of Dufourea novaeangliae, 2506 nucleotides long. RefSeq names its product very long-chain-fatty-acid--CoA ligase bubblegum (gene bgm). Gene Ontology annotation, molecular function: long-chain fatty acid-CoA ligase activity. Lineage: Eukaryota; Metazoa; Arthropoda; Insecta; Hymenoptera; Halictidae. The transcript has 13 exons. The record is from RefSeq and is a predicted model, not a curated record. Bases 292 to 2352 code for a protein of 686 amino acids. Gene Ontology annotation, cellular component: membrane; endoplasmic reticulum.